Molecule: messenger RNA, 1776 nt
Organism: Chinchilla lanigera (long-tailed chinchilla)
Lineage: Eukaryota; Metazoa; Chordata; Mammalia; Rodentia; Chinchillidae
Gene: Tmem65
Product: transmembrane protein 65
Biological process (GO): cardiac ventricle development; regulation of cardiac conduction
Cellular component (GO): mitochondrion
Source: RefSeq, a predicted model, not a curated record
CCGCCCGCCGCCCUGGUGCGGCGCCCGGCGGCUGGGCACGCACCCCAAGAAGGAGCCCAUGGAGGCGCUGAACACGGCGCAGGGCGCGCGCGACUUCAUCUACAGCCUGCACUCCACCGAGCGCAGCUGCCUGCUCAAGGAGCUGCACCGCUUCGAGUCCAUCGCCAUCGCGCAAGCAUGCAGAUAUCCAAAACCUGAGAUUAUCAUUGUGAAGCGUGCCAAGGAGAUAUCAGCAGAGAGCCCUGAUAGUUUUGAAAAAUUGGAAGCUCAACCACCCACCCCAGGACAGCUGAGAUAUGUAUUCAUCCACAAUGCGAUACCUUUCGUAGGGUUUGGCUUUUUGGAUAAUGCAAUUAUGAUUGUUGCAGGAACCCAGAUUGAGUUGUCUAUUGGAAUUAUUUUGGGAAUUUCAACGAUGGCAGCUGCUGCUUUGGGAAAUCUUGUGUCAGAUUUAGCUGGACUUGGACUUGCAGGCUAUGUUGAAGCUUUGGCUUCCAGGUUAGGCUUAUCAAUUCCUGAUCUUACACCAAAGCAAGUGGACAUGUGGCAAACACGUGUUAGUACACAUUUGGGCAAAGCUGUUGGAGUAACUAUUGGCUGCAUUCUAGGGAUGUUCCCGUUGAUGUUCUUUGGAGGAGGGGAAGAGGAUGAAAAACUGGAAGAGGAAAAGGAGUCUGCCUAGAAUACCUAUAAGGAUGUAAACUAAUGUACCUCAGUUAUUAAACAUGCUGUCACAACAGUUAAGAAUUAAGACAGAAACUUUGUAUAGAUACGGGAUCAAAUAAUUCAGCAUGUAUUAUGGAAAACACUAACUUAUUGUGGCUUGGUCUUCUUAGGACAUCUUUUUUUAAAAAAAAGAAACUAUUUAGUAUUGUUUUGUGUAAAUUGUUGAAGUGCUUUUUCUCAAAGACAGUCAACAUUUUAUCUUCUUCUGUUUAUAUAUCAAAAUAUUAUUUAAGUUGCAGUCGUUGGUGUACUGUACUGACUUGGGGUUUGCUUAUUUGUUACUUAAUGUGUACAUGCAUGAAAGUACUUGUUGUUGUUGUUAUUCCCUGAUAAUUAUGAUUCAACCUUAAAAUUUUUCCAAAUUUCUUAAGGUUAAUAUCAGUUAAAGAUUUUUUUACUCUUUUGGCAGCAUCAAUUUUGUACUGUUUCACAGUAAACAUUUGCAAUCAUGUAAUUUCAGUAAUUUUCUUAACUCACAUCUAUUCUAAAUGAAUGCAGAUUUUAAGUAUAUGUUACUCAUUUUAAUUUUCUGACCAUACUGUCUUAAGAACCAGAGGUUAAUCAGAGAGAGAAAUUAUGUAAUGUCCCUCUAAUGUACAACCAUAUAUGCUAACAAGUGUACUUACUUCUGGUUGAUUUUUUUACCUUUAGUUUUCCUAAAAUGAAUAAUUAUGUGGUGAGUUCUGACUCUUAAAGGGAAGAAAAUGGUUAUGUCUUUUAAAGUAAGGAUUACAGAAUUAGGGGGAUCUAAGAAAUUGGACAUGACAUUUGGAAUUUAAGAGGCUAAUUUUUUUUCUUAGUGAAGUAGAAUUGGAAUCUUUAUGGUAUAGGUAGUAAAGCUGAAGUAGUAUUUGGACGAUGAAUGAGAUACAAGUUUUAUUGCCUGGAAAGAAUCUCCCCUGCCCCCCCACAAAAAAGUAUUAUUUUCCAUCUGAAUAGAAUGGAUCUGAAUACUAUAUUACUUACAGUUUUAACGUUUAUUUAUUUUUUUUUUUUGGUUUUUCUCCGGUACCGGGAACCGAACUCACGACCUUGCGCUUGCCAGGCAGG